UCUCUUCCCUCUCUUCUCUCUUUUACUUCCCCUCUGUCUCAAGUAUCGAAAGAUGAAAAUGUCUUCUGCGAUUCCGAGAUCUUCUUCUUUCUCGGUUGCCAUCUUAGUUGUUUUGUCAUGUUUCUGUUUGGCGAAUUCGCAGAAGGUGUUGCAGAGUGGGAAAUGGAGAAAAGAGGAGAAGAGUUGCAAUGUGUAUGAAGGGAGAUGGGUGUACGACGAGUCGUAUCCGCUCUACAAUUCAUCAGACUGCCCGCACAUUCGACGGGAAUUCGAUUGCCAGAAGUAUGGCCGCCCCGACCAUCUCUACCUUAACUACAGAUGGCAGCCCCAUGACUGUGACUUGCCGAGGUUUGAUGCUGAAGAUUUUCUACAAAGAUUUGAAGGCAAGAAAAUUAUGUUCGUGGGUGACUCAGUAAGCCUUAAUCAAAUGCAGUCGCUGUUAUGCUUACUUCAAACCUCUGUUCCACACGCCAAUACUAUCAGUCAGACCAAUGACUCGAUCUCCACUGUGUUCUUCCAGGACUAUGAUGUUUCGGUGAUGCUGUUUCACUCAGCAUACUUGGUGGACAUAGAAGUGGAGAAAAUUGGUCGAGUUCUGAAACUUGAUUCCAUCAAGAAUGGCAAUGUAUGGAAGAAUGUUGAUGUUUUGGUUUUCAACUCCUGGCUUUGGUGGUACCGCAGAGCUGGACAACCAUGGGAUUAUAUUCAAUCUGGUGACAGUAUUCUGAAGGACAUGGAUCGUAUGGAUGCUUUUCAAGAAGCUUUAACAACUUGGGCCAAAUGGGUUGAUUCAGAUGUAGAUCCCACAAAAACUAGAGUCAUUUUUCAAGGAAUCUCACCUUCUCACUACAAAGGUGAGGACUGGAAUGAAACAGCAGCGAAAAACUGCUCAAUGGAGAAGCAACCUGUAAUGGGAACAACUUAUCCGAGUGGCUUGCCUGCAGCAUCAUACGUAUUACAGGAAGUGUUAAGCAGUAUCAAGAAACCAGUUCAUCUCCUUAACAUAACCACUCUCUCACAGCUGAGAAAAGAUGCACAUCCUAGCUCUUAUAACGCCUUCAAGGGCAUGGAUUGUACUCACUGGUGUAUUGCUGGCCUUCCAGACACAUGGAAUCAGCUUCUGUAUGCAGCUCUCAUCAGUUAGAAACUGAAGAUAAUAAAGAUAAUAAUACAUAGAAAAAUUGAUUACAGAGUAAAAUGUAGCUUGUCAGAGGGAAUCCAUUCUGUAUAACAAUUGAUUAUAGAGAUAAGCUCUCUUUGAAGCAAAGAUAAAAUAAAUAAAGAUAUAAAGAAAAAGAUAAUGAGUUUUGAUUUUCCA
This is a messenger RNA of Mangifera indica (mango), 1318 nucleotides long. Its product is annotated as protein trichome birefringence-like 38. The transcript has 5 exons. The coding region runs from base 53 to 1144 and encodes 363 amino acids. Gene Ontology annotation, molecular function: O-acetyltransferase activity. The record is from RefSeq and is a predicted model, not a curated record. Lineage: Eukaryota; Viridiplantae; Streptophyta; Magnoliopsida; Sapindales; Anacardiaceae. Gene Ontology annotation, cellular component: Golgi apparatus.